UAUUAAAGCAUAAAGCGUACUUACACAUAACUAGCUAACUCUGGAGGUACAUAACAAAUAACUGAGACAGUUCUCCCAAACACUUCAAUCAAACAAACAAACAACCAUGAGUUCAGUUCCAACUGGCCUGCAGGCCUUUAGCGUGGAGCAGCAGCAGCCCGAGAUAGAGGAUUCUGGUCGGACUCAGAGGGCUGAAUGGGUGCUCAAUUCUCCUGACCCACCGGGUCUAUGUCACGAGCUCAUUGGUUCAAUCAAAGAGACAGUCUUUCCUCAUGGAAACAAGCACUCUUCAUCGUCCAAGAAGAGAACUCCAAGGAAAUGUGUCGUUUCAUUCCUGCAGGCUCUAUUUCCAAUACUCAGCUGGGGAAAGAAUUACAAGGUAUCAAAUUUUAAAAACGAUCUGAUGGCAGGUCUCACGCUGGCUAGCCUUAGCAUUCCUCAGAGUAUAGGAUACGCUAGUUUAGCCAAACUUGAUCCUCAAUAUGGCCUGUAUACAAGCAUUGUACCACCUCUGAUUUAUGCUCUAAUGGGGAGUUCAAAAGAGCUAGCCAUUGGACCAGUAGCUGUUGUUUCCAUGCUGCUCUCCUCCUUGGUUCAGAAAAUAGAAGAUCCUGUGGCUGAUCCCAUUGCCUACAGGAAGCUUGUUUUCACAGCGACCUUCUUCGCGGGAACUUUCCAAGCUCUAUUCGGAAUGUUCAGAUUGGGCUUCCUCGUGGAUUUCUUUUCACAUGCUGCUAUUGUUGGAUUCAUGGCGGGUGCAGCCAUUAUCAUUGGUCUUCAACAACUAAAAGGGCUACUUGGGUUUAGUCACUUCACCGCCAAAACUGAUCUAGUGUCUGUCUUAGAGUCUGUUUUUAGAUCACUUCACAGUGAGUGGUACCCUCUGAAUUUUCUCCUUGGUUGUUCAUUCCUGAUCUUCCUUCUAUUCGCCAGGUUUAUAGGCAGAAGAAACAAAAAGCUCUUCUGGUUGCCCGCUAUUGCUCCUCUUUUAUCAGUUAUAUUAUCCACUUUGAUAGUGUUUUUGACAAAAGCUGACAAGCAUGGAGUUAAGAUAAUAAAACAUAUCAAAAGAGGUAUAAAUCCAAGCUCAGUUCAUCAGUUGCAACUUAACGGCCCAAAUGUUGGACAAGCAGCAAAAAUUGGACUAAUUUCUGCAAUUAUUGCUCUCACGGCAUCCAUUGCUGUUGGCCGAUCUUUUGCUACCAUUAGAGGCUACCACCUUGAUGGGAACAAGGAAAUGGUAGCCAUGGGCUUCAUGAACAUAGCAGGAUCUUUAUCUUCAUGCUAUGUGGCAACUGGUUCAUUCUCACGGACAGCAGUAAAUUUCAGCGCAGGAUGUCAAACAGUGGUAUCAAAUAUAGUGAUGGCGAUUACUGUGCUUGUAUCAAUGGAAUUGCUCACUAGGCUCUUGUAUUUCACUCCAAUUGCUAUCCUUGCUUCAAUCAUUCUGUCUGCCCUUCCUGGGCUUAUUGACAUAAAUGAAGCCUACUAUAUCUGGAAGGUUGACAAACUUGAUUUCCUUGCAUGUUUGGGUGCAUUUCUUGGGGUCCUGUUUGCAUCGGUGGAGAUUGGUCUUUUGGCUGCGGUAACAAUCUCAUUUGCGAAAUUAUUGCUAAGAUCAAUUCGACCUGGCAUAGAAGAACUAGGGAGACUUUCUGGAACCGAUAUCUUCUGUGACAUCAGUCAAUAUCCGAUGGCCAUUAAGAUUCCAGCCAUUGUGAUAAUCCGCGUCAACUCUGCCUUGUGCUUUGCCAAUGCCAAUUUCAUUAGAGAAAGGAUAGUAAGAUGGGUGGCAGAAGAACAAAACAAAAUGAAAGAAAAUGGAAAGGGAAGCCUUGAAGCUGUAAUCCUAGACAUGUCCAACAUGAUGAACAUUGACACUUCAGGAAUAUGUGCACUAGAGGAGCUGCAUAGGAAGUUGGUUUCUGAUGGCAUACAAUUAGCUAUGGCCAAUCCGAGGUUGCAGGUGAUUCACAAGCUGAAGUUGGGCAAAUUUGUAGAUAAAAUUGGAAGAGGAUGGGUUUUCCUCACCAUCGGCGAAGCUGUAGAUGCAUGUCUGGGUUCUAAAUUUGAUAGUCUUAGCAGCUGUUGAUGGCUUUAUGAGGCCUUGGCGUUUAAUAUCACGGUCGGCUAAUUUUGUAACAUAAUGACCCUAAAGAAACUCACAACACUACCAGAUGUUGUGACCAUGAAACUAUGGAAAAAAAGAGAGUGCACUGUGGUUUGUUAAAAAGCUUUCAAAAUUAAUAUAUGUAUGUCUAUAUGUUUGGUUUGAGAGCAUUUUAUAAUAAAAGAGUGUUGAAAGUUGAGAGUC
This is a messenger RNA of Alnus glutinosa, 2314 nucleotides long. Its product is annotated as low affinity sulfate transporter 3. The record is from RefSeq and is a predicted model, not a curated record. Gene Ontology annotation, cellular component: membrane. Gene Ontology annotation, molecular function: secondary active sulfate transmembrane transporter activity. Bases 107 to 2092 code for a protein of 661 amino acids. Lineage: Eukaryota; Viridiplantae; Streptophyta; Magnoliopsida; Fagales; Betulaceae. The transcript has 12 exons. Gene Ontology annotation, biological process: transmembrane transport.